Messenger RNA from Triticum turgidum subsp. durum (durum wheat), 324 nucleotides. The record is from the annotation of a GenBank genome assembly. NCBI's taxonomy places the organism in Eukaryota, Viridiplantae, Streptophyta, Magnoliopsida, Poales, Poaceae.
AUGGGAUGUAGUCUGAUUUCUAAGAAAAGGGUUUCUUCUUGGUUGAGAAUAAUGGAAUUUGAGAUGUACUGCUAUGUGUUUGCUCUCCAUCUUGGACCUUCUAAGCUGCACCUGAUUGACCCGGCGAAAUACAAGAGCAUCUCAUCUGGAUUUAGCGUUCUGCUAAAGGAGCAAGGAGCUAGGGGAUUUUUCAGGGGAUGGGUGCCUACCAUGCUUGGUUACAGUGCUCAGGGGGCUUGCAAGUUUGGGUUCUACAAGUUCUUUAAGAAGACCUACUCAGAUAUGGUUGGGCCUGAGAAUGCCGUGAAGUACAUGACCCUAUAA